AUGGCUUCCCCCACCGAAUCAUCAUCUCUCAUCUCGAAGCUCCAAUCCUCCGAUUCCACUGGCAUUUACGCCUUAGUCUACGAUUACCUCCGUCCCUUCGCAGAUCUGAACCCAACAAAGAAAACCAACAAUGACCAAACCCUAAUUCGAUCACUCGCUAAGCGUUUUCUCCCAUUUCUCAGCACCUCCUUCUCCAUUCUACCAAAACGUGUCCUGGAAGUUUCCAAAUCCAACAACGCCGUUCUAGUGGAUGAGUUGUUCAAGAUUUAUAGGCUCUGUUUGGAUUGCUUGGACACCGUGGUUUCUCAGUUGGACUGCAAGCCCUUCAUGGUGGAAUUUCAGAGAGUUCAGUUGAUGCAUUGCUUUGAGUCUUGUGGACGGGUCGAGGAUGCCGAAGCCGAAGGAUUUGGUAUUUUACAGAAGCUUGGAACGGUGAAGAGGAAGGGGAAGGGUAAGAUUCUUCCCGAAACAGACAAGGGCAGUGUAGAUGAUAAAAAUUUGUGCUCGUUGGUAGUAGAGAUUGUUGUGAACCUAGUGAAGUGUGCAGCCACGGGCCUUGGUAAAGAGGAUGGGCAUUUUAGGAGGGUGCUUCAUUUGGUUGACGAAGUAAGGCCAUGGCUCAGGGGAUUAGAUGCCAAGUCGUAUGAGAAGUUUCAUGGGAAGUUAGUGAUUCAUUUGGGUAAAUGUGCUACAAAUUUAUUGGGGACAACAACAUUUUUUGAUGGAGAUUUGGUAAUCACGUUCUGCUGUAUGACAUUGUCAGAGUGUAUGAAAUCUCCAAUUAAAGAUCAGGUCUUCAAGAUUGCCCGCAGGAUGUGCUCCUUAAUGUUUACGCUUCAGGGAAAUAAAUACCUGUAUAUCAUGGAUACACUGGAUUGCAUUGCUCGGGAGUGCAAGGUUGAAGAGGGAAAUACUGUAACAGAGUAUCUUGAACUUGUAUAUUAUUGUGUCAAUAAUUGUCAGACUGCAAAUUCAGGUUUUUGUAGUACAUUUGCAGCAUAUCUGAACGAAAAAGCAGAGCAUUUUAAACAGGUUAUGACACCCAUUAAUUCAAUACUGAGGAUUUAUGCAGCUGGGUUGCUUCUUCUUAGUUGUAAUUUGAGGUCCAGAGCUGAAGAUCAUGCAUCCUCUGGCAGUGCAAAAUUUGAAUGUUUGCUUGGAAUUUUACUUGAAAAUGAGAAAAUACUACAGAGUUCACCAUCUUUGCUCACUUCUGUACAUAUUUGCAGCAAAAGUAAUUGUAUGUCAUCCAAUGUUGAAAACCAACGUUUUUAUGGUCACUCAUGCAGAAAGUCAAGUUCUGAUUGUGAAGCUUCUAUGACUUACCUAUCAUUUUACUUAGAGGCAUUGAAAUUUCUAUGCCAACUGCUUGCUAAAUCAGUUAAUUCAGAAAGGAAACGGUUAGUCACUGAAGAGGACAAUGCUUCUGCUGGGAGUAUACUGUCCACUGUCCAAGAUGCAUUCCAUAUCCUUUGUCAUCUUAUGCUAUCUAGUCCAAGUUUUAUAUCUGAUAAGAAUAGAGAUGGAUUUUCUGAAAAGAGUAGUACAGUGCUCGAAGUAACUUUAGCAGCCUUCACCCUUUCCAUCAGAACCAAUCUUAAACUCAAGGAGAGCACACAAUUAAUUAAGCAGAUCAUUGCUAGCGAAUGGAUAAAAACAGAUGGAUUAAAAUACAUUAUUGAUUGUCUCUACAAUAUUACUGUAUUUUUGUACAGAAACAAGCAACUGAAGAAGGCUUCAAAGGUUCUAAACAUGUGUUGUAAAGCGUCAUGGCUCCGUAUUCAAUGCCAUUGUGGCAAUCAGGUGGAAGGUGCUUUGAAAGAGUUUGUAAUGGAGGCUUGCACAAGAAAUGCUCUACUUUUAGAUAUUCUAUAUGAAUAUCACAUCAAUAGUCUUCAUAAAAUAAGAAAGAAAAUGAUCGAGGUCCUUAAAAACUGGUCCACUGCUAACGAUCUGUUUGAGAAGCUUCCACCUCCUAUACCUGUAGUGAAGCAGUGGGUAAAGAUAGAAUGUAAACGUGCUAUACAUGUGGAUGGGAGAGUUGAUUCUCUUACCCUGUGCUCUCUGCUGCCAUCUUCUACAGAAUUGUCAAAGAGGAACAUCGGCACGAUCUUGGAGCAGGAACUUACAGCAUAUGAGGAAAUGAGUCUUAAAUACCCAGAAUUAUGUCAGAAAAUGCAAAUGAAAAUCACAGGUAUCCUCCUGCAAGAUAUAUAUAUCACUCCAUAUAGUUGUUUUCAAAAGGCACAAACUCUUGUGAGAAAGGGAAAGGCAUUAAGGAUUUGUGGCAUGGGUGGUCUGGGGGACUGCAUUCAGUGUCUGUCAGAAGCAAUAACUAUUAUGAAGCAGAUUUCUGGUGAGAUGUGUACCAAUAAGAACCCCAUUGAUCAUCAGUUGUGUGUGGCAUAUUGCCUGCGUGCACUAUGUACCCAGGAAGCUGAACCUAAUUCGAAGGUACUGAAACAUAUCUUAUCUUGGUUUUUGUACAUUAAGCAGCAAAUCUUUGAAGAUGUCAAGGCUGCUUUGGAUCUAUGGUUGAGCAUUUCUAAUCUUGAUCCCUUUGAAGAGGGAGAGUGUUCUGCAUUGUCUGACAGUAUGAUGAUUCUACUCUAUAACAUAUUUGAUUUAUUACAAUUGAAGGGUUUCAUGGUACUCUCCAAUGAUGCAUAUCGGCUGGUGAUUAGAAUUUUUAAAUUGAAGAAUGUCUCAAUUGAGAAGUGGUUGACCUUACUGUGGCAAAAUAGAAGGCUAAAUCAUGCCCUUUGUGAUUCGCCUGUAAAUGAGGCAUUCAUCCUGAAUUCAUCGGACGAGUUCAGUGAACUUUUGAAUAUUGAUUUCUGGAUAUGUUAUCUUCAAGGAAACCAAACAUCAUUAAUAGGGUUUCAGCAGAAUUUCUCUUUUUUGUUUGCUAGCUCUCAUAGGGAUUCUUGCGGUCGUGGGAGCUCUUUUCAAACACACAUCACAGUUGAUGAAGUUCAAAAUGCUGCACUUGAACUGAUUUCAAAUGUCUCCGUCCCGAGUCAUUCUGUUUUUCUUGCUGGGUGUCUUUACUAUGACUUGUGCCCAAGACUCGUUGCAAAUGGACAGUUACUGGAGGCUCUUUCAUUUGCAAAAAAAGCUCUUAGAUUACAUGCCCGACUCUUCCAAGGAAAAUUUAUACAUAAUGUUCAGCAGCAGAAUGAAGAGCACAGUGUAAUGGCUGACUUCUCAAAGAAUCUUAUGGAUGGUAUUAACAAAAUUGGAGUGAACACAUCAGUUGCUAGGGAAGUUUUUCUAUUUGAUUCUAUAUCAAGGGACUUAAAAGACAGUUACCUUAGUCCGUGGAAAAUUAUGCAAUGUUAUCUUGAGAGCACUCUUCAGGUAGGAGUCAUCCAUGAAAUGAUUGGAGAUGGAGAUGAGGCUGAAGCCUAUCUCCGGCAGGGGAAAGCCAUAUCCUGUUCACUACAAUUGCCUUUGUUUAUAGUUGCUUUCUCUUCCCUCCUAGGAAAACUUUAUGUUAAGAAAAGAGCUUGGGAUUUAGCAGAAAAGGAACUUCAAAGUGCUGAGCGUAUUUUAAAAGACAGUAGCACUACAUUUUGUUGCUCAAAGUGUAAAUUGAUACUCGAAGUUAAUCUGCAUGAGUAUCUUGGAGAUUUAUGUCAAAGUAAAUAUGAUACUUGUGAAGGGGUAAUUUCUGAAAAGACUUCAAAGAAUUGGUAUACAUCAGCUCUGAAUAAAUUAAAUCUUUCUGAUUGGAAAAAUCCUCUCAGCUGUCCUGGAGAUAGUGGUGAUGAAUCUGCAACUGAUGCUGCUGGUAAGACUUGUUCUUGCUUUAUAAUAAAUGAAGCGGGUGAAAAUGUAAUGAAAUCCAUGAUAGAUGGGCCAGAAACCAAGAUUGGAGCAAAGCAAAAUAGAAAGAAUAAAAAAGCAGCAAAGGGUUUACCAAAGGAACCAAAUUUAGUAGCUGAGAAUAAAACAAGGUUAACUCGUUCUAGAUACCGAUCUUUACAGAACCAACAUAUAAGCAUUUCGUGCGAGUCAGAAAUCAGUGAAAGUCUGGAGGGGAAUCCUGUUUCUGAUCCAUCUGAUAUGCACAGUCAGGAGUCAGAUUUGAACAUGAUAGGUUGCACCAAUGCUUCAAGGAGCACAAUAACUUGUGCUUUCUCCAAAAUGGGGUGUUGGCACUGUCUUCCAUCCGAAGUUUUGAAAUCUGGGUUACUAAAUGAUUUUAUUAAUCUGAAAUGGGAAUUCGUCCGGAGGAAACUUUCAAUGAAGCUACUCACUAGAGUAGUGAAAUGCUUUGCAUAUCCUGGUCAAAUUGAAGAAACACGUAAAAUUCUUCUAAGAAGCAUAUCAGUUCUGGUCAGCAGAAACCCAUUCUGCCACACAUUUACUUCUAUUCCUCAAGAUUAUUUUCAGCAUUUGGUUGCAAAGGAGAUCCCGGGAGAUGUAUUUGCUAUCGAACGUGCAGAAAUAGUUUAUGACAUAUGUUGGUUUUCUUUGAAGAGCUUUCAUUCCAAGUUUAUGAGUAACAUUUUCUGUAAUCUGUCUUCCAUCAAGUUCGAGGGCCUGGCUUCUUGGCUGAUGGUAGCCUUUGUACUCUCUCGUGAGGUUCCUGUAAUUUUUCAAAAGGUGUCUAAAUUACUUGCUGUGAUGUAUGUGGUUUCUGCCUCUAGUGAGCAGUUUUCUCUGUCAUCUUUUAGCAAAGCUUUGGGUGAAAAUUAUUGGUCUUCGUAUUUCCACCAAGCUUCUAUUGGAACUCAUCUUACUUACCAGUUUCUAUCACAUCUAACUGGAAGAUGCAAGGUACAACUACUUGUUGAUUUUCAGGGUUCAUAUGUUCCUGGAUCUUCUUCCGUCAGAGAAGGCGCGUUCGACUUACUCAGGCUCGUGCCUGAUACCGCUGUAGAUCUUGCAGAAUAUGUGAAAAAGUUUUUGGCUGGUCUUCCAUCUACAACAAUAAUCAGUAUAAGUUUGCUUGGAUGUGAUUAUACUAGUUUACUACAGGAAUUGUUGCCUUAUCGUACAUGUGUUCAAGCAUGGCUACUGGUGUCACGACUGAGUUUUAAGACUGAACCUAUUGUAAUGUUACUGCCACUGGAUUCCAUUUUACAAGAUGAGGGCAAUCAGAGUAUUGGUUCAGUCACAUUUCCUGAGUGUAAGAAACCUAGUGAAGAUUGGCAUUGUCCAUGGGGUUUUACUGUAGUUGAUGACGUGGCUCCUGCAUUCAAAACAAUUUUGGAAGAAAAUUACUUGUCAACAAUAUCUCCUUUUGAAGAUACACCACAGAAUAGGAUGUUAUGGUGGAAGCGGAGAAAGAACCUUGAUCACCGUCUUGACAUAUUGCUGAGGAACCUUGAAGAUUUAUGGUUUGGUUCAUGGAAAUGCUUGCUUCUUGGAGAAUUGUUGAAUUGCAAGAAUUUUGAGUCAGUGCAGAAUAGUCUUGUGAAUGAUCUAAGAUCUAAAUGCAAAUUGGAUGUUAAUGAGGGACUUCUUAAAAUUAUUCUUGGAGGCUCCAAAUAUGUUUGUGAAGGAAAAACAUUGGUUUCACAGCUAUGUUUAAAGAAAGACUGCUACAUUGCUAAAGUAGGCUAUUGUAAUGAAGCAAGGAAUGGGAUAUUGUUAAAUGCGGCCAAUGGAUUUGGAAAGUCAUCUGAUGUUGCUUUUCAACUAUUAAAUGAAGCAUUAAAUGCCCUGGAAGUGGAUGACUCCAUAAAUAGAGAGGCAAUAAUUCUUGUGUUGGAUAAUGAGGUGCAGAUGCUUCCUUGGGAAAAUUUGCCCAUAUUAAGGAACCAGGAGGUUUAUCGCAUGCCUUCAGUUAGUAGCAUCUCUGCUGUUCUUGAUAAAGUCGGCAACCAUCAAGAGCUAGUGGGAAGGACUUUAGCACCCUUUCCUUCGAUAGAUCCACUGGAUGCUUUUUAUUUAUUAAAUCCUGAUGGUGAUCUCGGUGGCACUCAAAAUGAGUUUGAGAAUUAUUUUAGAGUUCAAAGCCUGGAGGGAAAGGCAGGUUCUAAACCCACCGUCAAAGAAUUGGCUUCAGCGUUGGAGAGUCAUGACCUUUUUAUAUAUUUUGGGCAUGGAAGUGGAGCACAGUACAUUCCAAGGCAUGAGAUUCAGAAACUAGAGAAAUGUGCUGCUACGCUUCUGAUGGGAUGCAGUAGUGGUUCGUUGACCUUACAUGGGAACUAUGCGCCUCAAGGUAUUCCCCUGUCAUAUCUGCUGGCUGGUUCUCCAGCCAUCAUUGCCAAUCUGUGGGAAGUGACAGACAAGGACAUAGAUCGAUUUGGUAAGGCAAUGCUUGAUGCGUGGUUGAAAGAAAGAUCAGAUCUUACAAGAGAAUGCUUCCAAUGCAACUUAUUAUCAGAAGAAUUUGAGGCCAUGAACUUGAAGGGCUGCAAGGGUAGAGCAAAGAGUAAAGUUCCAAGGAAGAAAUCACGAGAGUUGGCUGAAAGUGAUUUACCUAAGAACAACUGUGGUCAUAGACGCAAAAUUGGAGCUUUCAUGGGUCAGGCGCGUGAAGUCUGCACCCUUCCUUUCUUGACAGGGGCAUCUCCAGUAUGUUAUGGUGUUCCUACUGGAAUUUUGAGGAGAAAGAAUAUUUAG
Molecule: messenger RNA, 6582 nt
Organism: Gastrolobium bilobum
Lineage: Eukaryota; Viridiplantae; Streptophyta; Magnoliopsida; Fabales; Fabaceae
Product: separase
Exons: 27
Coding region: 1-6582 (2193 amino acids)
Biological process (GO): proteolysis; meiotic chromosome separation
Cellular component (GO): nucleus; centrosome; mitotic spindle
Molecular function (GO): cysteine-type endopeptidase activity
Source: RefSeq, a predicted model, not a curated record